Molecule: messenger RNA, 4736 nt
Organism: Cebus imitator (Panamanian white-faced capuchin)
Lineage: Eukaryota; Metazoa; Chordata; Mammalia; Primates; Cebidae
Gene: SSC5D
Product: scavenger receptor cysteine rich family member with 5 domains
Exons: 14
Coding region: 140-4645 (1501 amino acids)
Cellular component (GO): membrane
Source: RefSeq, a predicted model, not a curated record
CGUCCAGCCCUGCCUGCUCCUCCUCAGGCCUGGGCGCCUCCGGCAGGCACUCCCUCCCUCCCCCUCUCCCCAGCUGCCUCCUCCUCUCCUCUCCCGUUCUCCUUCCCUUUUCACCCCAUCCCCUGCCCUGGCUGCAAACAUGAGGGUCUUGGCCUGCCUCCUUGCGGCACUGGUGGGGAUCCAGGCUGUUGAGCGGCUGCGCCUGGCCGAUGGCCCCCAUGGGUGCGCUGGCCGCCUGGAGGUCUGGCACGGAGGGCGCUGGGGCACUGUGUGUGACGACGGCUGGGACCUGCGUGACGCCGCCGUGGCCUGCCGGCAGCUGGGCUGCGGAGGGGCACUGGCUGCCCCCGGGGGCGCCUUCUUCGGGGAGGGGGCAGGGCCUGUGUGGCUCAGCGAGCUGGCUUGCCGGGGCCAUGAGGGGCAGCUGGGCGUCUGCCACCACCGGGGCUGGAAGGCCCACAUCUGCUCCCACGAGGAGGACGCGGGCGUCGUCUGCGCAGGUCAGCGCGUGGCUAACUCCAGGGACAAUUCAGCAUCUCCCCUAGAUGGGGCUCCCUGGCCAGGGCUGUCGGUGGAGCUGGGUCCCAGCACAGAGGAGAACCCAGUGACACACGCCCCCCGCCCAGCUGGGAACCCCCAGAACGCCUCCCGGAAGAAAGGCCCCCGGCCCAAGCAGGCCAAGUCCACCCGGGCCCCUCUGCUGACAACUGGAGCCCCCCGCCAAGAGCGGCUGCGCCUGGUCUCUGGCCCCCACAGGUGUGCCGGCCGCCUGGAAGUCUGGCAUGGCGGGCGCUGGGGCACCGUAUGUGAUGAUGGCUGGGACCUGCGCGACGCCACCGUGGCGUGCCGGGAGCUGGGCUGUGGGGGGGCGCUGGCUGCCCCCGGCGGUGCCAGAUUUGGGCCUGGCGCAGGGCCCGUGUGGAUGGACGACGUGGGGUGUGGAGGAGGAGAGCAGGCCCUCCGAGACUGCCCCCGGAGCCCCUGGGGCCGGAGCAAUUGUGACCACAGCGAGGAUGCCGGGCUGGUCUGCACUGGCCCAGCACCUCGGCUGCGCCUGGCUGAUGGCCCCCACGGUUGCGCUGGCCGCCUGGAGGUCUGGCACGGAGGGCGCUGGGGGUCGGUAUGUGACGACGCCUGGGACCUGCGAGAUGCCGCUGUUGCCUGCCGGGAGCUGGGCUGUGGGGGGGCGCUGGCCGCCCCCGGGGGUGCCUUCUUUGGGGAGGGGGCUGGACCCAUCAUCCUGGACGACCUCCGGUGUCGGGGAAAUGAGACGGCCUUGCGAUUCUGCCCAGCUCGGCCCUGGGGCCAGCAUGACUGUCACCACCGCGAGGACGCCGGGGCUGUGUGUGAUGGCAUGCCUCUGGGCUAUGUCCCUCCCAUGGUCCCUACUGUGACCAGCAACGACUCCAUAUCCAGGGAGGCUGCCUCCAGGCCACUGUCUACCGUGACAAGCCAGGCUCCAGGGACGGCAGGCGUUUCACCUCCUCUAGCCUCCCCUACUGUCCCUUGGGAGCCUGGACCAGAAGCCGGGUCCCCGCAGCUGCGCCUGGUGGCUGGGCCCAGCAAGUGCUCAGGUCGACUGGAGGUGUGGCAUGACCAGCGCUGGGGGACCGUGUGUGAUGACAGCUGGGACAUGCGAGACUCAGCUGUGGUCUGCCGGGAGCUGGGCUGUGGUGGACCUCGGCAGCCAGACCCUGCUGCUGGCCACUUUGGCUGGGGUGCAGGCCCCAUCUGGCUAGAUGACGUGGGCUGUGUGGGGACCGAGGCUUUGCUGUCCGACUGCCCUGCUGCUCCCUGGGGAAAGCACAACUGUGCUCACAAUGAGGAUGUUGGGGUAACCUGCACUGGGCCCCCAGGCCUGGACUCCAUCUCAGACCCCUUCAGUUGGAGCUGGAUUCCCGGACUGGGGAGAGAUCGGAAUGCCUGGCUCCCAGGAGAGCUGGCCACCAAGCCCUCUGCAAGUGUGACUGCCAGUGUUCUGGAGAAAACAACCACGAAGGCCCCAGGAAAAAUGCCUAAGAGUACUAAGAAGUGGGUGACAAAAAAUGCAAAGAGACCAACCACUCAACCCCCAGUGACGCCAACCACGAAACAUUCCAGGGCCCAAAGCCCCCCAGACCUAACCUCACAGACCACUGCAGCCCUGAUCACUGAGGCCUCCCGAAGACCUACCUUUGAGUUUACCAGAAGGCCAACCACAGAAGCCCCCCACAGAUGGACCUCUCACAGCACUGCCAUGCUGACCCCUCAGACUCCCCGAGAACGGACCAGUAAGACCAUGGUGAUGCUGACCACUCAAAGCCCCCGAGAAAUGACCUCUGAGGCCACCAUCAAGAGAGUCCCUCAGGCCUCCCUGGAGCCAUCUGCUGAGAUCCCACAAGAGUCAUCCAAAGAUCCGGCCCCCUCUCCCACUGCUAGCACCACUGGGGAAUCAGGCCUGUUCCGGGUUCGUCUAGCGGAUGGGCCCAAUCGCUGUGCUGGCCGGCUGGAAGUGUGGCAUGCUGGACACUGGGGAACAGUGUGUGAUGACAACUGGGACCUACGAGAUGCCACUGUGGCCUGCUGGGAACUGGGCUGUGGAAAGGUCCGGCCCCGAGUGGGCAAAACCCAUUACGGCCCUGGAACUGGGCCCAUCUGGUUGGAUGACAUGGGCUGUAAGGGAAGUGAGGCAUCAUUGAGCGACUGCCCCUCAGGGGAAUGGGGGAAGCACAACUGUGACCACGAGGAAGACGUGGUGCUCACCUGUACUGGCUAUGCAGACUAUGACGAUUAUCCCCCCUGGACCUGGGACCCCACCUCAGCAGAGGACCUGGCCAAGGGGACCACCACAGUGGGGGGACCUGGACACACUCUCCCCUGGGGCACCACCAGGCACCCAGAGACCCCCUUCCCAGCAACAAGGCGCCUGCCAGACACAGGUGGCAGAGAUGGUUACAAGCUUCCCUGGAUGUGGGACACAGCUUCAGGAAGGGGCCUGGCUGAGGGGACCCCUACUUUAGGCAAACUAGGACCCACCGUUGGAGCUGGCAUCACCAGAAGCCCAGGCAGUCCUCCAGCUCCGAGGGUUCAUGGGGACACAGGUUCCCCGAGGAAACCGUGGCCUGAGGGCAGGCCGCCGCGGCCCACUGCUAUCAGGACAGCGCCCCCCACCCCAUCCACAGGCCCCUCCGCCUCUCCGGGACCCCCAGGCCCAGCGCUGACCUCUGACUCCAGUCUAGAGCUCACUCCCCGCUCAGCCUUAACGCCCGAGGCGACCUCUGACCCUGCGGACACUUCGCCCACCUCAGACCCAGCCUCCCGGACGAACCCCGACCUUAUCUUGACAAGCCCCGACUUUGCUUUGUCCACCCCUGACUCCAAUGUGGUUCCAUCGCUGACCCCGGAGCUGUCACCCACGCCCCCACCCACCUUGCUCAAAGAGCUCACCUCUGACCCCUCUACACCGUUGGAGGUGACCAGCCUUUCCCCUACCUCAGAGCGGACCCCAGAUUCUGACACAACUUCAGACUUGGACACGACUCCAUACCCCAGUACAGUCUCAGAAUAUUCCAGAUCCCCAGACCCCUCCCCAAGCCCUCACUCCACUAUUACCCCUGAUCCCACCGUGACCCCUGGUCCCACCACGACCCCUCACCCUACCUUGACCUCUCACCCUACCAUGACACCUCACUUCCCUACAACCACUCAUCCCACCACAACCCCUCAACCCACCACCAUCAUUCACUCCACCACGACUCCUGACCCCACGACAACCCCUCAACCCACCACCAUCAUUCACUCCACCAUGAUUCCUGACCCCACGACAACCCCUCAACCCUUCGCCACCAUGCAGCCCACCACAACCCCUCAACCCACCACCACCACCACCACUCACUCCACCACGACCCGUCACCCCACCACCACUCCUGACCCCUCCUCAACCCCUACCAUCACUACUAAGUCCCUUCCAACCUCCGUGGGGACAGAACUCUCCUCUCCCACUCCAGCACCAACAGUCAAGCCCAGUCUGCCUCCCGAGUUGACCUUCACAGCACCUGCUCCUCACCCCUCCACAUCUGAAAUGCCCACCUUAGAGCCCUCUCCAGCCUUGGAGUCCAGGUCCUCCAGGUCCUCCACAGCCACAAGCAUAGACCCACUGUUCACUGAGGACUUCAAGCCAUCCAGAAGCCAGAGCCCCAGCCUAACCCCUCCACCUACCCAUGCCCCACACUCAGCCUCUGACCUCACUGUGUCCCCUGACCACCACCUCUCCCCCAUAGCCCACCCCUUGGAUCAACCUCCUCUUGACCACCUCACCCUAGGGCCAACCCCUGGUCAGAGCCCGCGCCCCCAUGGUCCAUGUGUGGCCACAACACCACCUGUAAGGGUCAUGGCUUGUGAGCCACCUGCCCUGGUGGAACUGGUGGCCGCUGUGAGGGACGUGGGUGGUCAGCUGCAGAGGCUGACUCAGGUUGUGGAACAGGAGCGGCAGGAGCGCCAAGCCCUGCUGCUGGGGCUGACCCAGCUGGUAGAGGCUGCCCGGGGUCUGGGGCAGCUGGGUGAGGCCGUGAAGAGACUGGCAGAGGUGACCUGGCCCCCCACCAUGCCUGCACCAACUACCACUACCCCAGAGGCAGAGGAAAGGCCUCUGAGGGGAGAUGUGUGACCCUCUCCAGGAUUUGAGUGGUUUAAGACACUCCUGACAAAAAAAGAAAAAGAAAACCAAAGUAUCUAAUUAAAAACAAGGUGUGAAUGGU